ACUCAAAAAAAAAAAAAAACAUUUUUUUUUGGUUUAAAACCCUAGAAUUCAAGAGGAAGAUGAAUGCGGUUCCUGAAUGCCGUUCGAGAAUCCCCUGAAUCAAAUGCGAUUCAUCCGUUCUAGGGUUUUUUGAGGAGGCUAGCAGCAAGUUUAUGCUAGAGUUUUGAAAUUUAAACCUAGAAUUUUGGGGAUUUUUGAGGGAGUACUUGAGAAGGAUCGGUGAGACGAGUGGUGUUGAAGGCGGUGGAGGAGAUUAAGCCAUGAAGGUACUCUAAUGGCGGCGAUGGAGGAAAGGUGUCGGCCGGGAUCGGAUCUUUGUUGAGAUUGAUCGAUCUCUUUCACUAGGCUGUAGCUACGAGCCUAAGCUGCUACGAGUCGCUUCCCCGUGACUGUGCUUUUAUAGCUCGCCAUUAAUGGCCGUCGCCAAACCGCCAGCGUGGAGAAAAGUCGAAACUUGGAUCUCGAGUUGAGGGUUUCGUUCGCUUUUGGCGUCUCGUAGGGCGGGCCGAGCGAGCGAGGGGCGCCGCUCGUGUGUGUAGUUCGUGCGCCAAGCGUUGCAGGUGUAAUUGAGCGCGCGGAUCUCGAUGUAGGGUGAUAUGGUGGGUUGGAGGAGUUGCGGUUGCAUUUAUCUUGUGGUUGCUUUCUGGUCUUUGAGUUUGCGGAAGAGAAGGCGAAGUGAGUGUGGUGUCAUCUGUGGGGGAGUGGACACCACGAGCUUGUGAAAGUUGUGGACUUUGGUCAGUUUGGCUUCUUUUAUCUUCAGUGUGUUAUGAAGGAUUCAUAGAUGGUGGUUGGUCUGAGCCUUUGGUGUUAUCUAGAAUAAGCAUGCCGAAUGUUGAUGGCGAGGAAGAUGUCUUCUUUGACACAUUUGAUUGUUUCAGGACUUCUGUAGAUUCUGAUUCAUCUGGGUAUUGCUCUGCUGAAAGUCCAGAAUUAGUGUUCAGCAGCAAGUUUCUGUGUGAUCUUUGGGUGGGUGAACUUAUGAGCGUACAGGAAAGGCGUGACAAGUUUUUGCGAAGAAUAUGUAUGGGAUUGGAUGAUUUUGUGUUGUGUCAAGGUGAUAGACUUCAAGAAACUGAAGAAUGUAUGUCUUGUAAGUCAGUGGACAACAUAGAUAUGAGGAGAGUUUUGGAAAGCUGUGGUGCUGUAUCAAGUUCUCAUUCAUCCUUGGAUGAUGGAGGGCGGAAGGACUAUUGCUGCAUAAGAGAUCUGGACAGUGGAAAGAAAUUUGUUGUUCAUGAUGUUGGCGAGGAUGGUUUGCUAAGUAUGCUCGAAGAAGUUGGUUCUAACAAAUUGAUGACGUUGGAGGAGUUUGAAAUGUUUCUAGGUCUUUCAAAUUCUGUUCGGCAAUUUACUCAGCAGGAACCUGUUCUUCCUGAAGAAAAACAGAAUGGCUGUGCUGAUGCAAAAAGGACGAGACAUAGGAGUUGGUGGAAAAGUUUCGUAUGGAAGAGGUAUGCCAUGGGAAUGUGCAAGAAUGGUGUUUCUGCUAAAAGUUCCAAAUUACCCAAAACAACAAGAAUGAAAGUUCGGCAACAGAAGAAGAAAUGUAUGGAAUUCACUGCAUUAUACAAGGGACAGGAAAUUAAGGGUCACAAGGGUGCAAUCAGGAUUCUCAGAUUUAGUUCAUCCGGCCAGUAUCUUGCAAGUGGUGGUGAAGACACUGUUGUUCGUGUCUGGCAGAUCAGAGAAGUGGAAACAUCAUCAAAAUGUUUUGCAUCAAAUGGUUCGUUUAAAACUGGGAAGAUGAUGAUCGGAAGACAAAGUUGUAAUUCUGCUCCUGUUAUUAUUCCAAAAAAGAUUUUCAAGAUUGAAGAAACCCCAUUGCAUGAAUUUCAUGGACAUACCGGUGGCAUCCUGGAUUUAUCUUGGUCUAACUCUGAUUGUCUUCUCACAUCAUCUGAGGAUGGAACUGUUCGGUUGUGGAAAGUUGGUUGUGACUCUUGCCUUAAAGUUUUCCCGCACAAUGACUUUGUGACCUGUGUUCAGUUCAAUCCUAUUGAUGAGAGAUGCUUCAUCAGUGGCUCCAUAGAUGGCAAGGUUCGCAUGUGGGGAGUUUCUGAGAAUCGGGUUGUUGAUUGGAUUGAUAUAAGAGAUAUUGUGACGGCUGUCUGUUAUCAACCUGAUGGAAAGGGAUUUGUUGUUGGUUCGGUUGCUGGAAUUUGCCAAUUCUAUAGCUACUCAGGUAGCGGUAUUCAUCUCGACAGAAGAUUUAAUGUUAAAGGUCGAAAGAAGUCCAUUGGCAAACCCAUUACCUGUUUACAGUUCUCACCCACUGAUUCUGAGAAGGUAAUGAUAUCCUCAGCUGACCCAAAUGUUCGAAUCUUUGAUAAGGUUGAUGGCAUUCAUAAAUUAAGAGGUUUAAGAAAAUCCAAGAGUCAGUCAAACUCAUCAUUCACUUCAGACGGGAGAUACAUUGUUUCAGUGGAUGAAGAUUCGCAUGUAUAUGUCUGGAACUAUAAUGAAUCCCGCCUGUCAUCAUUGAAGGGAGUGAAAACAACAAGAUCAUGCGAGCUCUUCUCUUCUGAAGGUGUAUCAGUUGCCGUCCCGUGGCCUGGCAUCGAUCACAGAGGAGCAGGCUUAGGCUUCAACAGUGUAAUGGCAUCAUCCUCGCCGCAAAGAAUCCUCGAACCAUCAACUUGGCUGAGGGAUCCCGACUGCUUCUCUCGCAGUGUUUGUUUCUUCACAGACAGUCCAUCAAGAGGAUCAGCAGCCACAUGGCCGGAGGAGAAACUUAUACAACCCUCAUCAACAACCGAAGAUCAUUGUCACAGCCAUCACUACCAUUGCCUUACAACAAUUUCGGCAACAUGGAGUCUAGUGAUUGUCACCGCGAGCCAUGAUGGUUCCAUCAGGUCUUUCCACAAUUUUGGAUUGCCUGUUAGGCUGUGAAGUUCCAACCCCUUCAUGUCACCAUGUUUUUCUUGCAGAUUAAAUGCACAGAGCUUAUGUUUUACUAUAAUGAAUUUCACUUCUUGUCAAUCCACUUCAAAAUAAAAGGAUAUAGGAAAUUUUGUGUACAUGUAUUUAUUCUAUGUAAAUUUGUUUUUUUUAGAGGGUGUAUAUAUUAAAUUGCCUGACUUUUUUUUGGUCCUCUGGGAAGU
Molecule: messenger RNA, 3104 nt
Organism: Dioscorea cayenensis subsp. rotundata (Guinea yam)
Lineage: Eukaryota; Viridiplantae; Streptophyta; Magnoliopsida; Dioscoreales; Dioscoreaceae
Exons: 8
Coding region: 826-2892 (688 amino acids)
Molecular function (GO): protein binding
Source: RefSeq, a predicted model, not a curated record